Molecule: messenger RNA, 747 nt
Organism: Melanaphis sacchari
Lineage: Eukaryota; Metazoa; Arthropoda; Insecta; Hemiptera; Aphididae
Product: piggyBac transposable element-derived protein 3-like
Exons: 3
Coding region: 1-747 (248 amino acids)
Source: RefSeq, a predicted model, not a curated record
AUGUCAAAAUUACGGUCUUCUGAAAUUUUAUCGAUAUUGAACGCAAACGAUUCGGAAAUUGAUAAUUCAUCUGGUGAUGAAAUUGACGACUUUCCACACGAAGAGUUAGAUAGUCUUUUGGUAGAGUUUGCUUCAAGUGACAUUGAAGAAGUCAUCGAAGAAGAUGAUGACAGUAUUAUAAUACAAACUAAUAAAAAAGACAUAAAAUGGGGCCAUUUAUCAAUAAAACAGUAUAUUAGAAAUAAACCUAACCCAUGGGGUAUUAAAAUUUUUAUGUUAUGUGGCGAAAGUGGCGUUGUAUACGACUUUGUGCUAUAUCAAGGUGCUAAUACCGAAAUUGAUUCACAAGUUCAAAAACAAUUUGGUCAAGGUCCAGGAGUCCAAAUAGGUAUUUGUGCCGCUGGUACGAUACGUGUUAAUCAGUUUGCGAAACCACCAAUACUUUCAGAUAAAAAUUUGGCAAAAAUGGGAAGAGGGACUACUUUUGAAGUUCGUUCUGAUGUACCUAGUUGUAACAUAGGUCUUGUACAAUGGUUUGACAACAAAGUGGUUAAUUUGGCAUCGAAUUUUAUUACAUCUGGAAAUACAGAUGUUGUCAGACGUUGGGAUAAGAAAAAUAAAACCUAUGUCGAUGUCAAAAGACCUGAGAUAGUACAAAAAUAUAAUAAAUCUAUGGGUGGCGUUGAUAAUAUGGACAAAUUAAUAAGUUAUUAUCGAACAUUUAUUAAAUCACGAAAAUGGACAUAA